Molecule: messenger RNA, 1287 nt
Organism: Linum tenue
Lineage: Eukaryota; Viridiplantae; Streptophyta; Magnoliopsida; Malpighiales; Linaceae
Source: the annotation of a GenBank genome assembly
AUGGCUGUCAGCCAAUUCUAUGUUCUUCUCUUGUCCAUGAUACUCGUGGGGGCCUCCGCCGCUGGUGACUACUCCCCGAGCUCCAAUGCCGCCGGAGAAGUUCCGAAACCGCAAUCCAAAGCUCCGUCGUCUGCAUCUUACGACAAGCCAGAGCCAGUUGCUCAAAAGAUGCCUAAAGCAGAGGAAUCGGGAAAGCCAGCGUUGGAAAGCGAUCCAAAACCAGAGUCCUACGAUGAGCAUGAGUACUUUCAACACAGUGGAGAUGUCGAGAAGCCGGAUUUCCACUUCCCCGACAUGUCCCAUCCGGAACUCCACUCCGAGUCUUACGAGAAGCAUGUUGUUCCGUCGGUGCCCAAACCGGAAGAACUGGGGAUGCCAACAUUGGAGAAAGAUCCAAAGUCGUCAGAGUCCUACGACGAGCCCGAAUUUGAACAUAAAGAGACUAUCGAAAAGCCAGAUUUCCAUUUCCCCGACUUGUCUCGUCACGAAACUCAUUCCGAAUCCGACGAUAAAUCGGUUUCUCAAUGGGUGCCCAAACCAGAAGAAUCAGGAAUGCCUGCAUUGGAAAAAGACCCAAAGUCGUCAGAGUCCUACGAUGAGUCCAAAUUUCAACACAAUGAGCCCAUCGAAAAGCCGGAUUUCCAUUUCACCGACAUGCCUCAUCCCGAACUCCACACUGAAUCUUACAAGAAGCCAAUUGCUCAAUGGUUGCCCAAACCAGAAGAAUCGGAGAUGCCCGCAAUGGAAAAGGAUCCAAAAUCAGAGUCCUACGACUCGAAGCCAGUUAGUGACCACGACUCGAAGCCCAAAUACAAGGUAGACCCACACUAUGAGAAGCCCAAACUAAACAUUCCAAAACCCGAAGAAGCUUUUCCUGCCGCAGUUGAAGGGACUGUAAUCUGCAAAUCACCCUCUGGAUAUGUCCCUAUUGAAGGAGCCGUGGUGAGGAUUACGUGUUUGCAAGAGGACGACCAAGGAUACGAAACGACUCCAGUGUCAUGCCAGACCGGUCCAACCGAUGCCAAGGGCUAUUUCUUCAAGACUCUACCUUCUAGCAACAAGGCCAAAAAUUUGUGGGAAAAUUGCAAGGCUUUCCUCGAGCAAUCUCCAUUGGAGGAAUGUGGAGUACCAAGCAAUGUGAACAGAGGAAUCGAUGGUUACAAGCUAUCUUCUAACCACAUCCUUCAAGAGAAGCAUCUCAAGUUGUACUCGGUUGGGCCUUUCUUCUACACCGCGGAGCCUAAACCAGCCGUGAAGAAAGCACCCGCCGCCGGUGGUGGCUACUAA